Maniola jurtina (meadow brown) is the source of this 4093-nucleotide messenger RNA. RefSeq lists its product as uncharacterized. The record is from RefSeq and is a predicted model, not a curated record. The transcript is spliced from 10 exons. The coding region runs from base 104 to 4042 and encodes 1312 amino acids. Lineage: Eukaryota; Metazoa; Arthropoda; Insecta; Lepidoptera; Nymphalidae.
GUGUCUUGACUCUUGUCUCGAAAUAAGUAUAAUUCACAAAAUCAAAACAUUGUUUUGGGAUUUGUUAAAACAUGGAUUGAAGCAUUUAAGACGAAAACUGAAAAUGAAUGCAGCAAAAAUAACUUUAUGGAUGGUAACAAUUAGUUUCCCCAUUUUUGUAUUAAUUAUAUACCACCUACACCAUUUUUCAUUUACACGGAAUCAUCACGAAUCAAAUAAAAUCUAUCAACAACUUCCAUCAAGCACGAAACGGACUUUCGACACCCCCAUGAGGCACAUAUUACCAUUAGAUGAGAUUUAUAAAGGCAUCCCACUCCAUGAUGAUAUUUCUCUUGAAUUCGAAGAGACUAAGCCAGUCCAAAAUAUGAUUAACACGCCAGGUUGCCGUAUCCCUCUUGCGAUGGUUAAUUAUAAGAAACCUCAGAGGAAGAGGAAAAAAGGUUCGUGCGGAUAUCGUGCAAUUUUCCUAAAAAUGGAAGAUUUAGAUAAAGUGCGCGUAGUAAUAAAGGAGAAAACAAUGAGAAAAUAUCUACGGAGAACCAAAAGUUAUUACUGUUGUUAUAGAUUCUUUCAAAGAUCGACUAGACCCGGCUCCGAACAUAGGGCUCUUCGAUUCUCAAAAUGUAAAAAAGUCCAUGAUAAAGAAAUAAUAGUCCUGGAACAAGAUUUUAUUAAUGUUCAAUGUUUCGAAAAUGGUGCCAACAACCGAUCUCAUCUGAUAUAUGAUGACGUAUACGCAUUCUGUAAAAGAAUUAACAUCAAAAAUGUAACAAGAUGCGGGAAAAAGUACAAUGUAUUACUUCUGGGAAUGGAUUCAAUGUCUCUACCUCGCUUUGUUCAGACAAUGACAAGAACCGCAAUGUUUUUAAAUGACCAAUUUUGGCCAAGCUACAAAGGGUACCAUAAGGUGGGUGACAAUACUUUUCCUAAUUUAAUGGCCGCUUUAACAGGCCAUAACAUGUCCACUAUCGUGAAGGCAUGUUCAAGAAAAAUGGAUGAAUGCAACGAUAAGUUUAUUUGGUCUACUUUUAAAAAAUCAGGUUACGUUACUGCAUACGGUGAAGAUUAUUUAAGACUGCCUGAUAUUUUUAGUAAGGCUUACAUUUUUGGAAAGUUUCCUACGGAUCACUACAUGAGACCGUUUUUCCUAAAAGGGGAGAAGGAAAUAAACAAUCAUUCUUUACUUUGUGCUGGAAAAAUCUCAUCCGGCCAGCAGCUAUUGGACUACGCAAUAAACUUCAUUUUUACCUACAGAGAUGAUCCUUUCUUUGGCUUUUUUUGGAUGAACUCUUUCAGUCACAACAUGAACAACCAUCCAGAAGAUGCCGACAACAUGUUUGAGAGUUUCUUUAACCGUCUCUCCUAUACGGGGGCAUUCGACAAUACCUUCAUUAUAUUUUUAAGUGAUCAUGGUAUUCGGUUCGGUGAAAAUCGUCUUCUAAUAGAAUCGUAUUAUGAUGAUCGUAUGCCAUUACUAUAUAUCUGGCCACCCAGAACAUUUAAAAUAAAUUAUCCUAGUAAAUUGAAAUCAAUAAUAAUCAAUCAAUUCCGAUUAAUCACUCCGUAUGAUCUAUUUGACACGCUCUUUGAAAUAAGUGAAUUAUCUCAAUGCAAUGAAGAAAAAAAACAUGCUUUUGAUUCCAAACAUCAAAGUAUAUUCAGUGUUAUUAGCCCUAAUCGCACUUGUCAGGACGUUGGCAUUCACGAUAAAUGGUGCAGUUGCCACAAUAUGAAUCCCCUUGAUAUUGAAGACACAGAGGGGAUAAGAAGUGUUCACUUUGUAGUAUCACAUAUUCAUUCCGUAAUAAAAACUAUGAAAACCAAACGAUGUUGGGGCUGUGCGCAUCUUUCACUUAAAAAUGUAAGCAGAAUUCAUUUCUACUAUGACAAGGACAAAAUCAAUCUAUAUUUUGUUGUAGCAUUUUCUAUGAAUCCAAAGAAUAUUUUUUAUGAAGCUACCGUGCAACAUAAAGGUACGCAGAUGAAUCUUAUCGGCUCUUCCUAUCUGCUCCAACUUCGGCCCCGGUUUUUGCCAUGCCGGUUGGACUCAGAGAAAGACUGGACAAGAGACUCCGGCUCAAUAGACCCUUCACUAGGGUUCCGCACACAAAAUAGCGUUACCUGGAAAAUGUACUACACAAAACGCUUAAAGUUACUGUUACUUUGUUGGUUGGGUAUAUUAUUAUCACUUUUCUACGUAAUAAGUAUGGUUAACGUCGAUACCAACAAAUCAUUAUUACAAGACGCUUCUCAAGAGAGUUUUACAGAAAAUAUAGAGUAUUAUAACCAAAGUAUUGAAGAAGUUAACAAAAAUUAUUUAAUUUACACCCCUGGAUGUUCUAUACCAAACUAUUCAAAUACAUAUAAAAUAGUAGAAGAUAAAGUUAGCAAGCAGAGUACGUGUGGUACACGAGCAGUAUUUAUUGAAAAAUUAUCUGACGAAGAAAUCGCAUUUAGGAUUGACGUGAAAAUGAAGAGUUACACAAAAGGGAAGAAAUAUUCCUGUUGCUAUCAAUUCGGCUCACCAGCUAUAGUUGAGGGAAAAGAAGACUACAGAAAACAGAGAUAUUCUGACUGUAUAAAUUUUAAAAAUAAUACCAAGGGAGAAUUGAAAACUGAAGUAAUCAGCGUAACUUGUACACUGGAAGCUUCUAAAAAAAGCGUAAUUUACGAAGAUGCAUAUAUAAUACUCAAGAAACUAAACAGAGACGUUACAGAUGAUGAACAAAAAAUUAAAGAACCUUGGAAUGUUUUGAUAUUAGGAUUGGACACCGUGUCAAGAGCGCGAGUUUACAACAGCAUGCCCAAAACUAUUGAAUAUAUGUUGCAAAACGGUUGGUUAGACUACAGGGCAUAUCAAAAGGUGGGUUACAACACAUUUCCCAAUGUGAUUUCCUUAUUAACGGGCAAGAAAAUGUCGACAAUUUACAAAACCUGCUCAUCAGGUAUGGAUCAUUGUGACCAUCUAUUAUUAUGGUCACAAUUUAAAAAAGCUGGAUACAUAACAGCUACUGGAGAAGAUGACCUGAAUCUUCCCGACACAUUUGGUAAAUAUGGAUAUAAGAGUCGACCUACAGAUCAUUAUAUAAGACCACUUUUUCUUACUGGUGAAAAACACCACGGCAACAUUAUGUGUACCAAAAAAAUACCAUCAGCAAAACAUAUCAUAGAUUACGCAUCCAUUUUUACAGAAACUUAUAAAGAAGAUAAUUUUUUUGGAUUUUUUUGGUUAAACUCCUACAGUCAUAAUUUAGACAAUAUACCCACGCUUAUUGAUAAGGAUAUUGUGAACUUUUACUCGAAACUUAAUGAAACGGGCAUUUUACAAAAUACAUUUAUAUAUUUUUUAAGUGACCAUGGUUUAAGAAGUGGUAAACUGAGAGUGCCUUACGAAUCGUAUUAUGACGAACGGCUACCUAUGUUUUUUCUAUGGGUCCCUACAGAGUUUCGAAAUAUCAAAGCACAAGAGUACAACAACUUAAAAAUAAACCAACAUAGACUUAUCACGCCUUACGAUUUAUAUCUUACACUAUACGACACUUUAGAAAUAUCCAAGAACUCCACGGAAUUGUAUUCUGAAGCUUGUCCAAAGUGUAAGAGCAUAUUUAAUAAUAUCAGUGCUAACAGAACAUGUGAAGACGCAGGGGUUGAUGACAGAUGGUGUUCUUGUCAUGAAAUGGUAGACAUCAGCCACAAGGACGAUGACGUGGUUGAAGCUACAAACUUAGCAGUAACUUAUGUACAAAACAAAGUGAGCACAAUAAAGACUACGCACUGUAUGAAAUGUGAAAUGUUAAAAUUAAAAAAGAUUUUACGAAGUCACACAUACCGAGAUGAAAAUCGAAACAAUACUUAUUAUAUUAUUGCUUUAGUUAUGUCUCCAGGCGACGUCGCCUAUGAAGUCUCAUUUGUAAAGCAAGAGAAAUUAACUAUACUACAAGUAAAUACAAUAUCAGUGUAUAAUGUCCACGGAAGAUGUGCUAUUGAACAAAAUGACCGCGCAUACUGCGUGUGUGCUUCUAGUUGUACAAAAAAACAUUAACUAAGCUACUAAUAGUAAUUAAGCAGAUAUUUAUUUAUUAUGUUAUUAAAA